[Torrubiella] hemipterigena is the source of this 627-nucleotide messenger RNA. The record is from the annotation of a GenBank genome assembly. NCBI's taxonomy places the organism in Eukaryota, Fungi, Ascomycota, Sordariomycetes, Hypocreales, Clavicipitaceae.
AUGGAUCACAGCAAUAUGGAUAUGGGCGGCAUGGAUCAUGGAUCCUCCUCCAAUAACUCAGCAGUUUCUGCCCCUUCGUCCAUGGGAGGUAUGGGCGGUAUGGGAGGCGGUCGCAAAUGCAAGAUUUCCAUGCUCUUCAAUGUUAAUACGAUUGGAAGCUGCUUCUUGACGGAUCAAUGGUACAUUGAAACUGCUGGCCAGUUUGCAGGUGCCUGUAUCGCCACGUUUAUCCUCGUGGCUUGUCUCGAGUUUCUGCGUCGCUCGGCGCGCGAGUACGACCGCUUCAUUGUCCGACAACAUCUACAACAGUUCCAGUCUACCACAAGCACCAGUGCAAAGACGACUGGUUCGGUUGGUAGUGGCGAGGCGGCUGUUGGCAAUGCCUGCGCUGUGCCUCCACUAAGACCGUCUGUUUUGCAGCAGGCAAUCCGCGCCUUUUUGCAUAUGUUGCAAUUUAGUCUGGCCUACAUUGUCAUGCUGUUGGCCAUGUACUACAAUGGCUAUUUGUUCCUUUGCAUUGUGCUCGGAUCCUUUUUCGGCUUCUACGCGUUCAACUGGGAGUCGAUUCCUGUUGGAGGCUCACAGUCCCAGAGUGGUAAACAGGAAGCCACAGUUUGCUGUGGUUAG